Molecule: messenger RNA, 801 nt
Organism: Funneliformis mosseae
Lineage: Eukaryota; Fungi; Glomeromycota; Glomeromycetes; Glomerales; Glomeraceae
Source: the annotation of a GenBank genome assembly
AUGGCACAAAUGGACUCACAAAUAGCACCAAUCCAGCAAUCUGUUUUUAUCGGAGGAGUACAUCUGGACGAUGUUAGUAGUGGCAAAAUUAAAAACCUUUUAUCAGAUAUUAUCCAAAUGGAAAAUUGUCAUAUACUAAAGUUCAAGAGCGAAACUUACGGACAUAUACAUUUCAAGACCGAGAAUGAUGCUGGGUUAUUUUUUCAACGUGUUCAAGGACAAACCUUUGAAUUCGAAUAUAAUGAUGAUCCUGGCGAAAUUAAAACAAUUUCAAUGGAAUUUUUCCGUCAAAAGAAUCCGGAAGCAAUAACCAUACUAUUUAUAAGAUUCAGAAUAAUUAACCACGAACUGACAUCUCAACUGGGAGCACCACCAGUACCACAACCGCCAGCACCGGAAACAUCGAAAGCACUACCAAUACCGGGAACAUCGAAAGCAAUGAUGUGCACCUGGAAGAUUGCAAGCACUCUUGGAAGUACCUUUGGAAGGCAUAAAUGCACAUCACUGAUCGAAAGUACCACAAACACCGGGAACAACGAUAACAGCACCACCAGACCGGGCAUUGGGAGCAGCAACUCUGACGGCAUCUCAACAGUUAUCUCAUCAACCGGCAUCUUAACCGGCAUCUCAACCAAUGAUUAUUUGAGGUUUAAAGGCGUUGAUUACCUUUUAAGAGAUUCUUUUAACAGUAACAUUGGAGAAGACGAAAUAAUGAAAUUCAAAAACAUUCCUGGUUAUUAUUUUCUCCAACUCAACGAGGAAAGGCUUACAAAAAGCCGUUUAAACUGGACUAGAUACUGA